This is a messenger RNA of Theobroma umbraticum, 879 nucleotides long. It is a transcript of the gene LHCA5, whose product is annotated as photosystem I light harvesting complex protein 5. NCBI's taxonomy places the organism in Eukaryota, Viridiplantae, Streptophyta, Magnoliopsida, Malvales, Malvaceae. The record is from RefSeq and is a predicted model, not a curated record. Gene Ontology annotation, biological process: photosynthesis, light harvesting. Gene Ontology annotation, cellular component: membrane.
AAUGGCCGUUGCAGUUGGAAGAGGCUACCUUGUUCAGCCUUGCUCCUCUUCUUCAUCCAUAUUUCAUAACAAAAUAUACAAACCCUCAUUGGGUGCAGCAAGCACAUUGUGGUCUACUUCUGCCCCUCGACGUUAUGGACAAAUUGCAGUUCAACCCCAGCAGCGACCAACGUGGCUCCCUGGACUUGACCCUCCGGCCUAUCUGGAUGGAACGUUGGCUGGAGAUUAUGGUUUUGACCCACUUGGGCUGGGAGAAGACCCGGAGAGCUUGAAGUGGUACGUUCAGGCAGAGUUGGUCCAUGCUCGAUUUGCAAUGGCUGGUGUGGCUGGAAUUCUAUUCACUGAUUUACUACGCGUUACAGGGAUCAGUAACUUACCAGUUUGGUAUGAAGCUGGAGCAGUGAAAUUUGAGUUUGCCAGCACAAGAACUUUGAUAGUUGUCCAGUUGUUUUUGAUGGGGUUUGUCGAAACUAAAAGGUACAUGGAUUUCAUUAGUCCAGGUUCACAAGCCAAAGAGGGAUCUUUCUUCGGAUUGGAAGCUGCACUAGAAGGUUUAGAACCUGGCUACCCUGGAGGUCCUCUGCUAAAUCCUCUUGGUCUGGCUAAAGAUAUUAAAAACGCUCAUGAGUGGAAGCUUAAAGAGAUCAAAAAUGGACGACUGGCCAUGAUAGCCAUGCUCGGCAUCUUUGUGCAAGCUUUUGUGACUCAUGCAGGUCCAAUUGAUAACCUUGUGGAGCACCUUUCGAACCCAUGGCAUAAAACUAUUAUUCAAACCCUUGCCAACUCCAGUUCCUGAAUGUAACAAAGGUGGGCUUUUCACCUUUGUCAUGGGCCUUGGUAGGAUGGAAUGUAAAUGACUAUAUUUACCUAUUCUUCUCU